AUGUCGCUGUAUCAAAAACUACUGGAUCGUGUUGGAAGUCAGAAGCAUUUGCUUAGGUUCUGGGAUGAAUUAUCGGAAGAGCAGAAACAUCUAUUAGCAGAGCAGAUCGAGUCGAUUGACUUCAAUGCUGUAAAGGAGGCAUUUGAAACAUCUUCGAAUAUAUAUACAGCGUCUCCUGAGAAUCUUUCACCCGUUGCUAUGGAUCAUCACAUUGUGUUUAGAAAUCUAACAAAUGCGGAGAGGCAGCGCUAUUGGCGCAAAGGGCUCGAAGCAAUUUCUCAUGGUGAAAUGGCCGCCAUCGUUCUUGCAGGAGGGCAAGCUAGUCGUCUUGGAUCAACUGCUCCAAAAGGAACCAUACCUCUUGGCCUCAACGUUGCUCCUUGUGAUUCGCUGCUUGGCAUCCAAGCAGUGAAGAUUGCUCUUCUUGAGAGAUUGGCUGCAAAAGAAUUCCCUCAGCAGAAAGAGAAAGGCAAAAUUCAAUGGUAA
Molecule: messenger RNA, 486 nt
Organism: Strongylus vulgaris
Lineage: Eukaryota; Metazoa; Nematoda; Chromadorea; Rhabditida; Strongylidae
Source: the annotation of a GenBank genome assembly